CCCGCUCCCCGCGGAGGUCCAGGUCCGGGAGGUGUCAGUGGAUCACGGGAAGCCAAGGAGAGCGUACUCGGGCCUCCCAAGGCCUGCUCACCGCGCACUACUCACCGUGUGAGGCCGAGAGCGCCGAGCGCAGAGCAGAGAUGAUGCUGACAGGAAUGACAAGGCUUUUCUCCAGGGUCCAGAAGUUGGACCCAAGGUGUUUUUUCCACAUGAGUGCCCAAGGAGCUCAGAGCAAUCCUGUUCCAGCUGAGCAUCCCAGAGCUAUUUCCCGCACCGGUGACAGUGACCCGGCUAAGCAUGGGGAGCAGCAUGAGGGCCAGUACUACAGCAUCCCCCUCCAGGAUCUGAAGACGGUAUUUCCUCAUGGCCUGCCUCCUCGAUACAUGAUGCAGGUGAAGACCUUCGGUGAGGCUUGUCUGAUGGUAAGGAAACCAGCUCUAGAGCUUCUGGGCUACCUGAAGAACACCGAGUUUGCCCAUCCAGCUGUGCGGUAUCUUCUCUAUGGGGAGAAGGGAACAGGGAAAACUCUCAGUCUUUGCCAUGCUGUUCAUUUCUGUGCAAAACAUGACUGGCUGGUUCUGCAUAUCCCGGAUGCUCAUCUCUGGGUGAAAAACUGCCGGGAGCUCCUGCAGUCCGCCUACAACAAAGAGCGCUUUGAUCAGCCCCUGGAGGCUUCUACCUGGCUGAAGAACUUCAAAACCACAAAUAAGCACUUCCUGAGCCAGAUAAAAGUUGAAGAGAGGUACGUUUGGAAUAGGAGAGAGAGCACGGAGAAGGGCAGCCCUCUGGGAGACAUUGUGGAGCAGGGCAUUACUCGAGUGAGGAACGCCACAGACGCUGUGGGGGUCGUGCUGAAGGAGCUGAGGAGGCAGAGUUCCCGAGGACUCUUCCGCCUUCUGGUAGCAGUGGAUGGGGUCAAUGCUCUCUGGGGAAGGACCACACUGAGAAGAGAAGACAAGACCCUGAUUGCCCCAGGGGAACUAUCCCUCGUCCACAGCCUGAGGAAAAUGAUGAAGAAUGAUUGGCAUGGAGGUGCAAUUGUGUUGAGUUUAAGCCAAACCGGGUCCCUCUUUAAGUCCAGAACAGCGUACCUGCCGCACGAUCUUCUGGGAAAGGAAGGAUUUGAUGCCUUAGAUCCUUUUAUUCCCAUCCUUAUUUCCAACUAUAAUCCAAAGGAAUUUGAAAGUUCUUUUCAGUAUUAUUUAGAGAAUCAUUGGCUUCAGCAUGAGAAAGCUCCAACGGAGGAAGGGAAGAAGGAACUGAAGUUCCUGAGUAAUUGCAACCCCGGGCAGCUGGAGCGGCUCUGCGCCUCCUUGUAAGCACCAACAGAGACAGCAUUCCUGGAAGAUGCCUCCCUUCCUGCUACCUCACGUGAGGAAGCCCCUGUGCACACGUGGGACAGCCUGGCCUGCAGUGAUGGGACAUAUGGCGAUAGGAUGUCCGUUGUCCCUACAACUAAUACCAGUUUUUUGUGGUUUUCACAUUAAAGAUAGAUCUGUUUCUAA
Messenger RNA from Peromyscus californicus insignis, 1505 nucleotides. It is a transcript of the gene Dap3, whose product is annotated as death associated protein 3. Gene Ontology annotation, biological process: apoptotic process. Gene Ontology annotation, cellular component: mitochondrial small ribosomal subunit; mitochondrial ribosome. Gene Ontology annotation, molecular function: structural constituent of ribosome. The record is from RefSeq and is a predicted model, not a curated record. Lineage: Eukaryota; Metazoa; Chordata; Mammalia; Rodentia; Cricetidae.